AGCUUAGCCAGGGGCACGCCGCCUCGUGGAUCGCUCGCUGCUUGCUCGUUUGGGCGCGAACACACCCUGCAGGCCCGCCGCGGACCUCUAGGCAUCCAAUCGCGUAGGAACCCCUGCUCUCCUCCCAUGCGCCUUCACUCCCGCAGCCACCGCCCGCUUUCCAAAAUGGAAGGCCGGAGAGUCAGAUCCAGAAUUAGGCGCGGUAUAUGACCCUGACGCCUGCGCAGCCAUGCUCAACCACACACCGUCGCUCCUCUCUUAAUCGUCACCUUUGCCGUCGUGGUCCUUUUGGUUCCUCACUUUCCUUCGCUUGACUGCGGCUUGUCCAAGGUCGUCCAAUCUUUUCCAGAGCAACCAUUAAUUUAUAUUCUUUUCCAGGACAAUCAGUCUCUUUCUCUGGCAUUGGUCCAUCCCUUCCAACAGAUCGCAACAUAGCAUACAGGAGGCGGUCAUCAUGGUCGCCUACAGCAAGCCCCAGAGCUUGAUGAGCAUGUUGCUCACUGUUUUCGUUCUUCUCCAAGUUAGCGUUGCUUUCUCGCACAAUGCCCACUCGCACCCGGCCCACCGAUCACCAGCCGCCAUGGAGGCUCACCUUGAGGACACCCGAUCCAUGCUCAUUGCGCGUGCCGGCAAGGUCACGGUCAAGGGAGCCCCCGAUGGCCAAUACCCUCGUCUGGACAUUCGUGAACUCAAGAAGAAUGCGGAUCAGUGGAACUUGUUCCUGCUGGCCAUGGAGAGGUUCCAAAACAAACCCAAGAACGACCCCAUGUCGUACUACCAGAUUGCCGGUAUCCACGGUCGUCCUUUCGUAGCGUGGAACGGUGGUAGCCAGACCGGUGGUGGUGGUGGAUACUGCCCGCACGGCCAAAACACCUUUGGUUCCUGGCACAGGCCGUACCUUGCCAUCUAUGAGCAAGCUGUGUACCAGAACGCUCAGGAGGUGGUUGCAUCCUUCCCCAAGAACCAGCAGCAGCGAUGGAAGAAGGCUUUGACUGGUCUGCGCAUUCCCUACUACGACUGGGCUGCUGAGCCCCCGCGCGGCGAGGGUGCUAUUCCUACAUCUAUGCGUGACCAGACCGUCUCUGUGACCAAGCCUCAGGGCAAGGUCACUAUCCGCAACCCACUGUACUCGUACACUUGGGGCAACUCCCUCCCCAGUGAGAUGGGCUGGGGUCCUAGCAACGGCUUUGCAACCACUCUGCGCCGCCCUGUCCAGAACCCUACCCGCAGCAACAACAACGGUGUGAACGCCAUCUUUGGCCAGGCCCGCGUCGGCUGGCGCCAACGUGUCUUUGCUCUCUUCGCCAGCAAGCAGCCCUGGGGUUACGCCUCCACUGCCGCCUUCGGUGUCAAGACUAUCCGCAGCAACGCCGACAGCUUCGAGUCUAUUCACGACGAUAUCCACGGCACUGUCGGCGGUACUGACGGACACAUGUCUUACCUCGAUGUUGCUGCUUUCGAUCCCUUCUUCUGGUUGCACCACACCAAUAUUGACCGUCUCCUCACCAUGUACCAGCUUGUCGUACCCAACACUUACGUCGUGCCUGGAAAGGUCAACCGCAACAUGUUCCAAUGGAAGGCCGGUCAGACGAACGAUGCCAACACCCCUCUUGUUCCCUUCCAAAAGGACAACCGCGGCGCUUCUUACUCGUCCAAUGAUGUCAAGGAGACUCGCGUUCUUGGAUACUACUACCCUGAGACCCAGCAGCGCUCCGCCAAGCAGGUCAUCCAGGCUGUCAACAGGCUCUACGGUAUGGGCGAGCGCCAGAUGACCAAGCGUGACGGCGAGGAUGCGGCUCCUAUCUACGCUGGUCGUCCUUUCCAGGCCGGUGACUACGACACUGUGCUCUCUGUCGUUGGUGACAAGUACGCCAUGCCUGGAUCCUACCAGGUGCACUGCUUCCUUGGUGCCCAGCCCGCCAACGGUACUGCUCCCUCCCACCUUCCUACUGGUCUCGUCAACGGCACUGCGCCUACGACGAAGCCCAUCAACGGCACUACCGGUAAUGGCACCGCCAACUACGAGUACGGCUUCGACUCCAGCUACGUCGGCUCGCACACCUUCCUUGGCGGCUCCAUAGCUGGCACUGGCAACGGCACUGCUCCUACCCUCGUUGAGGGCUGCAUCCCGAUCACGGCCGCUCUCCAGGAGAAGCAGGCCAACGGCGAGCUCGCGUCCCUGCACCCUGACCACGUCGAGCCGUACCUCAAGGAGAACCUCAGCUACAAGAUCAUCGGUCCCAACGGCCAAGAGUUUGCCCCUGAGGAUGUUCCCAACUUCCACGUUCAGGUCAAGUCGUGCGAGGUCGAGCCCAGCACGAGCGAGGACGAGCUGCCGGGAUACAAGGAGUACAUCGAGCUCCCCCGCGCUUCUCUCCCUGCCUCCCAACCGUGGACCUACACCCCAGGCCCGCUUGACACCACGCCCGACACACCCGCCGAGUCCCCCGAAGGCUACUGUGUCAGUCAGCAGACGAUCCGCUACGUUGACCCGGCGGGCAACUUCCUCUACGAGGAGGUUACCGGCAUGUAAAUAUAGAUGUGGACUGUAUAUGUAUAGGCUACGUACAUUGGCACGAUAUGACGCGAAGGCUGCGGAAAGCAAGUGUAUUGGAGCGAGCUUCCUUUCCUGCAA
Paraphaeosphaeria sporulosa is the source of this 2635-nucleotide messenger RNA. RefSeq names its product Di-copper centre-containing protein. Bases 455 to 2533 code for a protein of 692 amino acids. The record is from RefSeq and is a predicted model, not a curated record. Gene Ontology annotation, molecular function: oxidoreductase activity. The transcript has 2 exons. NCBI's taxonomy places the organism in Eukaryota, Fungi, Ascomycota, Dothideomycetes, Pleosporales, Didymosphaeriaceae.